UGAACUUUUUUCAUUCGAAUAAGUGUGAAAGCCCGCGCGAAACAUUUGAAAGCGUACGUUUUGGCGCGUUUUCUAAAGAGAACGUUGGGAGGACACAUUGAUCGCGCAUCAACGGCGAUUGGCGUGCAUUUUAUCAAAUUACACGAGAAUAUUUUUUGAAGAAAAAAGAAAAGAAGAAAUAGAAAGGAAAGGAAAAACGGUAACAACAAUUUUUCGAUAAAUCUUUUCAUAAAUUUUACGUAAACUCAUUUGUGUCAUAUUCUUUUCGAACUUUUUUGAUUUCUUUUUAUUGCACUUUUUUGUACUUCCCCCUUAUCCAUAUCGGGCGCGUUCGCGCGUAUGUAUACGUGUGUUCGUUGUGAGAUUGUGCAUAUAAUCGAAUCGCGUUAGUGUUUUAAUGUGUAUGUUGUGUGUGCAUGUGUUCGCGUGUGCGUUUGGCCCGGGAAGAAAAAAAAAUUAAAUAAGAAAGGACAGAGAAGAAAAGUAACUGAAGUUUGUCACAUGUGAGAGAGAGAGAGAGAGAGAGAGAGAGUGGGAGAGAGACAAGGGUACACAUAUACGCAUACACAUACGUAAAACAUAGCCAAGAACAGUAGCCGCAACAUGGAAGCGGGCGAUUCCAGGAAACUGUCUCUUCUGCUAUGCCUUCUCCUUAUUUUCACGAACGUCUUACAAGGUAAGUUAUAUCGCAUCUUUAUCUUUCGAGACAACACGAAUGCAGGCGGGAUACAUGAAAAUGCAACCAAAGUUUAUCGAUGGGGUUUUGUCAAAAUGGCAAUGGCGAGGUCGAGGAUCUCGAAUCGGACGUACAGGAUUACAAUACCGAGGAGGAUUACAACGACGUCUUCGAUUCGACGAUGAACGGAACCGACGUGGACGCGAGCACUGGCAGCAAAAGUGGUACUUUGAAGUUCGUCAGGACCCUUUCGAAUAUAUCGAAAGACGAAGGUGGCAUAGCUCAUAUGCGUUGCGAGGCAGUUGGUGAUCCACCACCUAUCAAAAUACGUUGGUAUAAAAAUGAAGCACCCCUUGAAGAGAAACGACCGAAGAUCACGAUUAGGAAGAUUCAUGCUCAGGCACACGAACACGCAGCUAAGAACAUAGCCGGUAGUCGUCUUAAGAUCACUAACCUCGACGUUUCCGACGUUGGAUUUUACUCGUGUCGCGUGACCAAUGGUAAAGAUCAGAUUCAAAGCGAGGGUACCUUAAGGGUCGAUUCAACACAGAAAUGGCAAGCUCCAGUUAGCCCCAUUGUACAUUCAGAUAACCCAACAUUGGACACCGACGAAUUUUCAUCCGGUUUACCCGCUGGAUCUAGUUUUAUCGAUGGGAUGGAUAAUACAAACAGACUGGAUAUCUCAGGGAUUGGUAUGUCAACACCACACAUCUCUCAUUUGGCACCCACAAAUUCUUUAAAUAUAUUAUCGCCCAGUCCACAACCGACUAGUUCCCAGUCUAGCACCGUGGAUUUUAGUACAUUCAGUGGCCUUAAAAACGUCAAUAUGCAAGUACCAUCAGGUAUGGUAAAUUUUGCUGGAUUUCCAGGUAUCAAUGCAAUACCUGGGAAGAAAGACAAUCAUGAAGGAACUUGUGAGAUCUACGUGGGUAAAACCUGUGCACAAUUUGUUGGAAAUCAGACCGUUUACAUUUUGUAUCCAAUGACUCAAAAAUUGCUCGAAGACAAAUUGAUCCAAGCUUUUGGUGUUAUAAACUUUUCAAAUGAUUUAUCCUCCAAUUGUGAAAGCUACGCCAAACCAUCUUUAUGUUAUUCAACAUUUCCUAUUUGUCGAAACCCACCAAAUAAUCCAAAACCAAAGAAUAGUGAAUUCUCAGAAUUCAGUAGUAAACUGUUUAAUCGUCUUCAGUCUAAUCAAGAUGAACAUUUGGAGGAUGGUGAUGGAGAGGAUAUGUUAGAUGAUUAUACAAGAACGCAUGGACUUCCUAGAAAAAGAAGUCCUACGUUAGGUCCUGGUUUUGAGUUCAAUCCAAGCAAAGAGAGAAAAGGAAGCAAUCAGAAAAUAAUCAAUCAAAGUUACGGAGACAGUCGUUCGUCGAAUAAAAAUGAAAUGAAUCGAAAAUUACGACGAAUAUGUCGGGAGGAAUGUGAACUGUUGGAAAAUGAAUUAUGUAGGACAGAAUAUGCGAUUGCAAAGAGACAUCCAUUAAUUGGACAAGUGCCUUUACUCGAAUGCUCUGAUUUACCACUUAAAGGCAGUCCAGAAGCUCAAGAUUGUUUAAGCGUUGGUAUAUCUACAAAAAAUAAUGUACAAGAAAACGAUUACUGUUUUUGGGGCAAUGGAGAGUCUUAUCGUGGUACAGUGAAAACAAGCAUUAGUGGUAGGCCUUGCUUGAAAUGGUCUCAUCUAAUAAUGCUUCACAUUUCUAAUUAUCCCGAAUUAGCUGGGCGACACUCAUAUUGUAGAAAUCCGGCUGGUCAAGAAAUACAGCCUUGGUGUUUUGUUGAUGCUAAUAAUAGGACGCAAAAAGAAUUUUGUCAUAUACCUAAAUGUGUUGAAAAUUUGUGGAUUUAUGCGGUUGUUGGUUUUGUACUAAUGGGAGGGUUUGUUACUAUAAUAAUUUGUUAUUGCUGUUGCUACAGAAGUAGAAAGUCCAGAAGACAAAUGAAUCACUUACCCUCAAAUAAAAUGUUGACUGGAAUACAAUGCGACAAAAACAUAUACGAUGGAAGACGCAGUACUACACAACCUAUGGAAAUGAGUUCUCUUUUAGCUGGACCAGGCAACACGACUCCAGGUACAGGGACAUUAAGUAGUGGUAGUAGUAGAACCUCGAAUAACAGAGUACCUCAAUUUACCACAAAUAAUGUGGUAUUAUUGCAAGAACUUGGAGAGGGUGCUUUUGGAAAAGUAUAUAAAGGUGAACUGCAGACUGGCAAUAAAUGUGAACCACCUAUAUAUGUUGCCGUAAAGACAUUAAAAGAGAAUGCAAGUCCAAAAACACAGAGUGAUUUUAAAAGAGAAGUCGAUCUAAUGACCGACCUUCGACAUCCAAAUAUAAUCUGUUUGUUAGGUGUUAUAUUGAAAGGUGAACCAAUGUGUAUGCUGUUCGAAUAUAUGACACAGGGGGAUUUGCACGAAUUUUUAAUCUGUCAUUCGCCAAGAUCGGACGUUCCAUUGAACAAUGUAACUGGAAAGAUAUUGGAGCAACCAGAAUUUCUUCAUAUCGCAUUGCAAAUAGCAUCCGGCAUGGAAUAUUUGGCGAGCCAUCACUAUGUCCAUCGUGAUUUAGCUGCUAGAAAUUGUCUAGUAGGAGACAAUCUCACCGUGAAAAUUUCCGAUUUCGGAUUGUCACGUGAUAUUUAUAGCAGUGACUAUUACAGAGUUCAAUCUAAAAGCUUAUUGCCAGUACGAUGGAUGCCACCGGAAUCGAUUUUGUAUGGUAAAUUUACAACGGAAUCGGACGUUUGGAGUUUCGGCGUUGUACUAUGGGAAAUUUAUAGUUACGGUUUGCAGCCAUAUUACGGAUAUAACAAUCAAGAGGUAAUCGACAUGAUACGUUCUCGUCAAUUAUUACCAUGCCCAGAGGAUUGUCCAACGAUGAUAUAUAGUUUGAUGAUAGAAUGUUGGCACGAGGUAGCCAAUCGAAGGCCACAAUUUCCAGAGAUUCAUCAUCGUCUACACAAUUGGUAUAUGAAUCAAACUUAUUUGAGCGACUUUUGCAAUGAAUCGAUUACGAGUUAUUCGGGGAGCAGUCACAAGAGUACCAAUAAGACAAAUUCAACGCAACUCUCGGCUCCUAUAUACAAAGCCGCUGAUCAAAAGGAACAAUUGUUUAAGACCAAUAUGGAUUCAUUGGUAUGCAAUUUAAAUGAUCACAAUAAUGCAUUGAAGUUGCACCAACAACAAAACUUUUCAAAUCCGGAAUCCGUCGUCGAGCAAAGAACUGCUUCUAUUUUUAACGAUCACAGUAAUACACCUAACAAGACUGUUAAUUAUCAAUCGCAAACUAAUAAUGUUAAUUUAAACGAUUACGAUGAUAACAAACAGUGUUGCUCGCCGAAAUUGAGCGGUGCGAAAAAAGUUUUACCAUCAGUUCCUCAACCGAUAAUAGGUAAAACGACAAACGCGUCGAAUGGCACGAGACCAAUGCAAAAUGGUGCGCAAUUAGUCGUCAGGUUACCAGAUCCGAGUAAACUAACUACCGAAACCAGGGUAUCUAAGUGAAAGAGGAAAGAAGAGAAAACAUAAACAAACAAAAUCGAUUAUCCUAAAGGACAUUACGAAAGGAAACAUUUAUUAUUCUAACGCAUUUAAGCGUUUUCACGAUUGUUGUGAAAUCGCGUUUCGAAAUAAGUCCACGUUUUAUCGUAAUAUAUAUGUAUAUAUAUAUAUAUAUACAUAUAUAUAUAUAUAUAUAUAUAUACAUACAUA
Molecule: messenger RNA, 4391 nt
Organism: Vespa crabro (European hornet)
Lineage: Eukaryota; Metazoa; Arthropoda; Insecta; Hymenoptera; Vespidae
Gene: Ror
Product: tyrosine-protein kinase transmembrane receptor Ror
Exons: 15
Coding region: 756-4184 (1142 amino acids)
Biological process (GO): multicellular organism development; protein phosphorylation; cell surface receptor protein tyrosine kinase signaling pathway
Cellular component (GO): signaling receptor complex; membrane
Molecular function (GO): protein binding; ATP binding; transmembrane receptor protein tyrosine kinase activity
Source: RefSeq, a predicted model, not a curated record